Molecule: messenger RNA, 3695 nt
Organism: Thamnophis elegans (Western terrestrial garter snake)
Lineage: Eukaryota; Metazoa; Chordata; Lepidosauria; Squamata; Natricidae
Gene: SPSB1
Product: splA/ryanodine receptor domain and SOCS box containing 1
Exons: 4
Coding region: 961-1782 (273 amino acids)
Biological process (GO): intracellular signal transduction; proteasome-mediated ubiquitin-dependent protein catabolic process
Cellular component (GO): SCF ubiquitin ligase complex
Molecular function (GO): protein binding
Source: RefSeq, a predicted model, not a curated record
UCCAUCCAUUCAUCCAUUAUCAUCCAUCAUCUACUGUCUAUCUAUAAUUAUCUUCCUUUCCCCCUCUCACUGUCUGUCUGUCUAUCAUUCUCUCCCUCUUCCCUCCAUCCUAUCUAUCUAUCUAUCUAUCUAUCUAUCUAUCUAUCUAUCUAUCUAUCUAUCUAUCUAUCAUCAUCAUGUACCGUCUGUGUAUAAUUAUUUUCCUUCCCCCCCCUCACCCUGUCUGUCUUCUCUCUCUUCCUUCCUUCCUUCCGUUCUAUCUAUAAUUAUCUUCCUUCCCCCCUCUCACUGUCUUCCUAUCAUCUAUUGUCUCUCAUUCUUUCCCUCUCUCUCUCUCUGUCUCUCCAUCCAUCAUCUUCCAUCAUCUACUGUCUGUCUAUAAUUAUCUUCCUUCCCCCUCUCACUGUCUUCCUAUCAUCUAUUGUCUCUCAUUCUCUCUCUCCCCCCCUCUCUCUCUCUCUCGCUCUCUCUCUCUUGCUUCCAUCCUACCUACCUACCACAUUUCUCCCAAUAUAAGUCCUACCCCAAAAUUAAGCCCUAAUGCUUAUUUUGUCGCCCAAAAAUUAUAAGACUGGAUCUUAUUUUCAGAAAAACCAUAUGUGUUUGUGUGUUGUUCAGACACGGACUAAACAAGGCAAACCAGGACUGGCUACAGGCAUAGCAUUUUUACAACCUUAUUCAGCAAAAACCAUCAGCCUGGGGCCCAGACAAGCAAGCAACACAUGGCCCAUCAUCCCCUGCCAAAUCAGCCACGGAAAACCAUCCUGCCUGGUUGGGGCUUGUGGAACUCCCUGCCACAAGAAUGAGAAUCCAGCACUGGACUCACUGAGCCACAGCUGUCGGCGAAUGCUGGUGAUGGGGUGCUGUUGACCGCCGCCGUCCACAGUGACAUCUGCGCGAGGUCUCGGAGCAGCGGGCUGACCCCCCGGAUGCCCAUCGCCGAGCGGCGGGCCUUGAACCAUGGGGCAAAAAGUGACAGGGGGGUUCAAAACGAUGGACAUGCAGGAUGCGGUGUGCCGGCCGUUGAAGCAGGAACUCCAAGGGCUGGAUUACAACAAGCCGGCUCGGCUGGACCUCCUGCUGGACAUGCCGGCUGUCUCCUAUGACGUCCAGCUGCUCCAUUCGUGGAACAACGACGACCGCUCGCUCAACGUCUUCGUGAAGGAGGACAACAAGUUGACUUUUCACCGGCAUCCGGUGGCCCAGAGUACCGACGCCAUCCGGGGCAAAGUGGGCUACACUCGUGGGCUACACAUCUGGCAGAUCACCUGGGCCAUGAGGCAGCGGGGGACCCACGCCGUGGUGGGCGUGGCCACGGCCGAGGCCCCCUUGCACUCGGUGGGCUACACCACCCUCAUCGGGAACAACCUCGAGUCCUGGGGCUGGGACCUGGGGCGCAACCGGCUCUACCACGACGGGAAAAACCAAGCCAGCAAGACUUAUCCAGCGUUCCUGGAGACGGACGAGACCUUCAUCGUGCCGGAUUCGUUCUUGGUGGUGCUGGACAUGGACGACGGUACUCUCAGCUUCAUCGUGGACGGACAGUACAUGGGAGUGGCCUUCCGGGGGCUGAAAGGGAAAAAGCUCUACCCCGUGGUGAGCGCCGUGUGGGGCCACUGCGAAAUCCAGAUGCGAUACUUGAACGGCCUCGAUCCUGAACCUUUACCACUGAUGGACCUGUGCCGACGUUCGGUGCGCCUCGCUUUGGGCAAGAACCGGCUGGGUGAGAUCUCGACACUGCCUUUGCCCAAAUCUCUCAAAAAUUACCUUCUUUACCAAUGACACCUCUUGAACAUCGGAAGGACAGACCUCUUGCAGGAGCGAAUUUCUGUUGGAUUCAUUGAGUCAAAAUCAUGGGGGCCUCGUCAUCUGCUCCAACGCCCCAUCCCUGGGCCACAUCGUGAGCAGAAAAUCUCCUUUUCCAAGAUCACAUCCUACCAGGAUUUGUUUCCAGAAAAGAUUCCAGCCAAACGUUUCUGCAUUCUCGUUUGAAUUUCCCGCUCGUCCGUCAACCACGAAAGGGGGGCGGUCCUGUGGAUUUUUGUGGAGCCGGGGAUGGCUCGCCCAUCUUGGAGAUGGCGCAGGUGCAAGCAUCGGACAACGGGCCCAACUUUUGGAUGCGGGGAAAGGGAUGAGGCCCGCACACAGAAUCAGACUGGUGGCCUGAGGGGGACACGAGCCACUGUUGGAGCUCUCCUUCCACAUCAGGCCCUCGGCCGUAUUUUUCCCUGCCUUCACCACCGUGCCUUGGCCCCCAUCAAAUCGCCCGGCCUCACUGCUGCAUGGCUCACCCUCCCGUCUCUUGCUGGAGAAAAUACUUGAAAUGAAAAUUGGUGGGGCGGGGGAUAUAAAGAUCAUUUGGAGGGUGGAGGGCUGGGAGGGAGGGAUGCCCUAAGCAUCCCCCUUCCCCCCCCACCGGCUAAAAACCAUUUUACUUCAUUCGUCCUUGCCAGGGAUGGAGGAAUGGGUACGUGGGGAUUCCACCCACAUAGCUGGCUGGGAAUUUGGGGUGCCAGAAACCUCAGACUCCAAUGGGGGAGGGUCUUUCAAUUGUGGGGGAAGGUGGUUAAGCCCGCUAGCCAAGUCCCAUCGUGGAUUCCUUGUUCGCGAAUGGACUAAAAUGCCAUUUAUAGUCGGGCUCAAAUUCAGUGGCUGACCCAGAAUAUAGUUUUGGAGUGUGAGCUCAAUCGUAAACCCCCCUCCUACAUUUCCUGGGCUGGUUGGGCAUCGCAGGAUAGCACCCACCCACCCACCCGGUGUGAUACUCUAGACUAGCAAAUAUCCUUGAUCCAACCAGCAGGGGAGAAAAAGCAUUUAUUUUCGAUACUGCCUUCCAAGGGAUUUGAUUUGCACAUAUUUUAUUAACCUUAAAUGGAGGUGGGGAAAACAUUUGUGUGUUGUUUCUUAUGUCCCACCCACCCAAUUUGGUCUACAGGUGUGUUCUUUUUGUUUGAUGUGUGUUUGGUACAGGGAGCGUCUCUUAUUUGGAGGGGGAAAUGUUAAUAUAUAGAUACAGUGUGCGUGCGUGUGUGUGUGUAUAUGUAUAUACAUUUUGCAUUGUUUUGAAUGUUAAAAACGCUGGAUUGUUUUUUCGUUGUUGAUGUUUUUAAGUCAUGCUGCUGUAGAGAAGUUGUAGUUAGUUUGUUUUAAACAAGAGACAAAUAGACUAGGUGAUUAUUUUUGUGUUGGUUGUUUGUUUUUUUUUGUUUUUUUAAGCACACAACUUGGUGCCAAAGUUAGUUAGUUUUGGGAGGCAAACUUUGUGCUUGUCUCUCAUUAUUAUUAUUAUUGUUGUUGUUAUUAUUAUUUUUUAAAAAGCGAAGAAUAAAACCAAAAACUGUUUUCAAGCGGAACACUUUAAAAAUAAUUGCACAUCAAGGGAUUUUAAUGUGUGCAAGGCCAAGCAUUUUUAAUUGUCCUUCGUCCCCGUUUUCCCCACUCACACCAAGAAUUCAGGCACGUAGGUGAUUUCUUUCUAUCUUUCUUGUUUUCUUUUAUUAUCUUCAGUAUUUCAUUUCCCCUUCCUUCCUUUAUUUGGUGCACGUCAGUGUAUCUGGCUUGUACAAUUGUUUUUUUUUUUUUAAUUAAAAAAAAACCCUCUCACUGGUUUAUCCCCCCCUCCCCUCCCUUUGGUGGAUUGUAGAUGAUUAGGUCCCCGAUGAAAGCAAAAGAACGAAAAUAAAAAUUUAUUAAUA